UCACAGUUUCGACACCGAACACAAAUCCAGAGCAGAGCAGUUACCCAAAUACCAACAACUCUUCUUCUUAAUUCCAUCUCGAUCAGUACUCUCUCUCGAGUCAAGCAAACAUGCCGAGCGAAGGAACAGCGAAUUUCAUCGAUAUCCUCAUCGCCAUCCUCCUGCCUCCUCUUGGGGUCUUCCUCAAGUUUGGCUGCCAUGUGGAGUUCUGGAUCUGUCUGUUGCUGACCAUUUUCGGUUACAUCCCUGGGAUUAUCUAUGCCAUCUAUGUCAUCACCAAGUGAAGUAGCUAAUCAUGCUUCAAUUUCUGUUGUAGUGAUAAGGAUGUGAAUGGCACAUAUGUCUUCUGGUUUAUUCAUUCAAAGCUUGUCCUCCCCCGUUGGAUUGCAUAGUCCUUGUUUGGUGUAGCUAAUAUAUAUAUAGACAGUUCAUAUUUCAAGUAGUGUGGUUUUUUUCCUCUUUCACCCCGUCUCCUUAUUCUCUUAUUGAGUUCAUUGUGUUCCCCAUGAUUUGUCUAUUUGUUGAAGAAGGUUGUGUUGAGGAGUUGAUGUAUCAUUAUCUCCAAUUCAAUUAAAGAAAAAAAAUCCCAUUAGUCUUUUUUUUAAUGAAAAACGUUCAUGUUCGCUUGAA
Messenger RNA from Argentina anserina (silverweed cinquefoil), 630 nucleotides. RefSeq names its product hydrophobic protein RCI2A-like. Lineage: Eukaryota; Viridiplantae; Streptophyta; Magnoliopsida; Rosales; Rosaceae. The transcript has 3 exons. The record is from RefSeq and is a predicted model, not a curated record. Gene Ontology annotation, cellular component: membrane. The coding region runs from base 111 to 284 and encodes 57 amino acids.